UGCGUAAAAUUUUGUUUGACGUUUCCGAAUCCCAUCCCAACCCAACUAAUAAAAAAGUGAUUCUCGUAUAGUGGAAAGCAAAAAGAAAAGUUUUUCGUGUCGUUCGGUCUCAAUUUAGCGAUAAUUGCAAAUACAACGCUCAACAAGCACCAGAACCAUAAAAUUCACAGAUGGAGACACACCGGGAAGCAAUUCAAAAACAAAUCCACCAGGAUUGGGCAAAUCGGGAGUACAUCGAGGUGAUUACAGCUAGCAUCAAACGAAUUACCGACUUUCUGAAUUCUUUUGACAUGAGCUGCCGGUCGAGGCUUGCUGUUCUCAAUGAAAAGCUUACUACACUGGAACGGCGGAUUGACUAUCUAGAAGCAUGCGUGACCAAGGGAGAAACGUUGCAAUAAUUUCAAUAUUUUGAAAGCGAAGAGACACAAAAAGGAGAACCUGUUCGGGGAGUGAGAGUUAUCUUAAAGUAAGUUUUAGUCGUAAGCAAAAUACUGCACGUGCAGUUGAAAAAUAAAUAUAUCUGGAAUCUUAUACAUUA
This is a messenger RNA of Wyeomyia smithii (pitcher-plant mosquito), 538 nucleotides long. It is a transcript of the gene HSPC300, whose product is annotated as probable protein BRICK1-B. NCBI's taxonomy places the organism in Eukaryota, Metazoa, Arthropoda, Insecta, Diptera, Culicidae. Gene Ontology annotation, molecular function: protein-containing complex binding. Gene Ontology annotation, biological process: cell motility; actin filament organization; regulation of actin polymerization or depolymerization. Gene Ontology annotation, cellular component: SCAR complex. Bases 171 to 398 code for a protein of 75 amino acids. The record is from RefSeq and is a predicted model, not a curated record. The transcript has 2 exons.